GGUCCCAGAUGGAUGUGAGUGAAGCUAGGCGGAGCUAAGCGGAACAAAAUUCAUCUGGCUAGGGUCAGGUUACCCCCCGCCUGCAAUCAUAGAAUUUCUGGAAUAUGGAAUUUUGGAAAAUCUAUUCCAGACAUGGGAGUCAGGGACUCAUUUUAGGGCAAAGAAUUGGUUUACAUCAGAUUACUGCUUGCUUGAGUAGCCCACCUUCAAUGCCCAUUUAUUCAUCUCCCGCUUUAAAAAAGUAUAAGAUUCUUGAAUACUACACGGCUGCUCAGAAUAAAUCAUUGGUCGGUAUAAUGUAGCCUAGCAUUCAUUAUAUAGUAAGUCAUGGAAACUCAGGUUUUCUGUCAGGGAAAAGUCCUGGAAUUGUACAUCUCACGUAGGCUAGAGUGGAAACCUUAGCCUAUGUGAUCAGUUGUUACAUUAAUGUGUAGACUGGGCUGUAACCAUGCAUUUGGGGUGGCUUCCAGGCUAAUUAAGUUGCCACACUCAGGCUACAUCCUAGUCCAUUUGUUCAGUAUACUAUUCUCACAACGAAUGCCCAGUCUCAACACCACAAAGGGUUGUCAACGAUAGAGGGCGCCAAAUGAGCGAAUAAGUAGGAUACAAAUGAGCACUGCACUAGCCUGUGCCCGCCACCGUGCUGAAGCAUCCAAGUAGGCUACUGACAAUUUAAAGGACAAUUUAAAAAGUAGCCUACAUACAUAUUUGGUAUAGCCUAUUUCAUUAAAUAAUGGAUUUCAAAGGCAAGUUUAAAGGUAUUUUUUUUAUAAUUCGAUCCGUCGAUUCUUAAUUCUUUUAGGCACUUAGCAAUUUGUUUGUGCCACUGUGUUUUCAAUGUAGGCCAACUUCACAUCAAAGCAAUCCAUUAAUCAUUUUCUCAAUUAGCUUAUUUAUCAUUCUAUAAAGCCUUUCUCCACCCAGCCCCGUCUCACACAAAAAAGGUCCCCGGUAGUGGAUGUCUUCACGUCUCCUUGCACCUUCAUCACAAUUGCCAUGCUCAUUGGCUGCAAGGCAAUGAGGUCAUGACAAGCAUUGAACUGGUGUUUUCGUUUCUCGACUCGAACCAAGUUCAAAUCUUCCCUCUUGAAAGAGAGGGGAUGCGCAUCAACUUUCCUUGGAACUUCUUUUACUUGCACCUAAAAGUUUGAAAUCGCCGUUCUCCAGGACCUACUUUCUUUGAGCUUUUUGCGGAAAUUGUGCUGUACAUCACAUUCUUCCACAAGUUUACCUUUUCGAACGGGCAAUUUCAUAAACUUAAUUUGAAGGAAGCUGCUCUAUCUUGGAUCCAUGAGCGUGGUGAAGACGUAAACAUUUGCGUGAUAAGGUGUAGCUUUGACAAAGAUGGCAUGUGUCAGGUGGCACUGGGGCUGGGUGCUGGGGGUUCUGGCUGCCUACCUUGCACAGGUGGCAUCCUCACUCAACCUGGAGGACCCCAACGUCUGCAGUCACUGGGAGAGCUACUCUUUAACCGUGCAGGAGUCCUAUGCACGCCCCUUUGACCAGAUAUAUUACACCAGCUGCUCAAACGUCCUAAAUUGGUUCAAGUGCACGCGCCACAGGGUCAGCUAUCGCACAGCGUACCGCAGUGGACAGAAGACAAUGUACCGGCGCAAGGAGCAGUGCUGCCCUGGCUUCUACGAAAGCGGCGAGAUGUGUGUUCCCUCCUGUGCUGAGAAAUGUGUCCACGGUCGCUGCCUGGCCCCCAACACCUGCCAGUGUGAGCCGGGCUGGGGCGGAGCCGACUGUUCCAGUGCGUGCGACAGCAGCCACUGGGGCCCCCACUGCAGUAACAGGUGCCAGUGUCAGAACGCGGCGCUGUGCAACCCCAUCACGGGCGCGUGUAUCUGCACCCCUGGGUACCGCGGCUGGCGCUGCGAGGAGCACUGUGAGGCGGGCACCUACGGCAACGGAUGCCAGCAGAAGUGCCUCUGCCAGAAUGGCGCGGACUGCCACCACAUCACAGGGCUAUGCACAUGCUCACCGGGGUACACCGGGGCUUUCUGUGAGGACCUGUGUCCGCCCGGUAAGCAUGGGCAGCAGUGUGAGGAGCGCUGUCCUUGCCAGAACGGAGGGGUUUGUCACCACGUCACUGGAGAGUGCUCCUGCCCCGCUGGGUGGAUGGGCAUGGUGUGUGGCCAGCCUUGCCCGGAGGGACGCUUUGGCAAGAACUGCUCCCAGGAGUGCCAGUGUCAUAACGGGGCGACGUGCGACUCUGCGACUGGCCAGUGCUUCUGCAGCCCAGGCUACACAGGAGAACGGUGCCAUGAGCAGUGCCCAGUUGGCACGUUCGGCAUGGACUGCAGCCAGACGUGUCGCUGCAUGAACGGCGCCAAGUGCUACCACAUCAGCGGGGCGUGCCUGUGCGAGCCGGGUUACACGGGCGAACACUGCGAGGUGCGCCUCUGCACCAAGGGCGUCUACGGGCUCAAGUGCGACAGGAAGUGCCCAUGCCACUCAGAGAACACACGCAGCUGCCACCCGAUGUCUGGCGAGUGCUCAUGCCAGCCUGGCUGGGCAGGGCUCUACUGCAACGAGACGUGCACGCCCGGCUUCUACGGCGAGGCCUGCCAGCAGGUGUGCCAGUGCCAGAACGGCGCCGACUGCCACAGCGUGACCGGAGAAUGCAUCUGCGCCCCGGGCUUCAAAGGGCCCAACUGUUCUACGCCUUGUUCCCCCGGCACAUUUGGGGUUAAUUGCUCCUCCACCUGCGCCUGUAAGAAUGGAGCUACGUGCUCACCUGUGGAUGGGUCGUGCUCAUGCAAAGCAGGCUGGCAUGGAGUGGACUGCUCCAUCAACUGCCCCAGUGGUACAUGGGGCCUGGGCUGUAACCUCACCUGCCUGUGCGGGAACGGAGGGGCCUGCAACGCGCUGGAUGGACGCUGCACCUGUGCCCCAGGCUGGAGAGGGGAGAGGUGUGACAUGCACUGCCAGGAUGGCACGUAUGGCAUGGACUGUGUAGAGCGCUGCGACUGCAGCCAUGCUGAUGGGUGCCACCCGGCCACUGGGUACUGUCGUUGUCUGGCUGGAUGGACGGGGAUCCACUGUGACAGCGUGUGUGCUGAGGGCCGUUGGGGGCCUAACUGCUCUCUGCCGUGUAACUGUAAGAACGGGGCGUCUUGCUCCCCAGACGAGGGCACCUGUGAAUGUGCGCCAGGCUACAGGGGCACCACCUGCCAACGCAUCUGCUCGCCAGGGUAUUUUGGCCACCGCUGCAGCCAGGCUUGUCCCCAGUGUGUGCACAGCAACGGGCCAUGCCACCACGUCACCGGGCAGUGCGACUGUCUGCCAGGCUUCAAGGGGGCACUCUGCAACGAAGUGUGCCCCAGUGGCAGGUAUGGGAAGAGCUGUGCGCUGACUUGCACCUGCACUAACAACGGCACCUGCAACCCCAUCGAAGGCUCUUGCCAGUGCUAUCCAGGCUGGAUUGGCAGCGACUGCUCGCAGCCGUGUCCACCGGGCCAGUGGGGACCUAACUGUAUCCACACGUGUAACUGCCACAAUGGGGCUUACUGCAGUGCUUACGAUGGAGAGUGCAAAUGCACACCAGGAUGGACAGGCCUCUACUGCACCCAGCGCUGUCCCCUCGGCUUCUAUGGCAAAGACUGUUCCCAGACCUGCCAGUGCCAGAACGGGGCAGACUGCGAUCACAUCAGUGGCCAGUGCACCUGUCGUACAGGUUUCAUGGGGAGGCACUGUGAACAAAAGUGUCCAGCCGGUACCUAUGGUUACGGCUGUCGACAGGUGUGCGACUGUCUCAACAACUCCACUUGUGACCACAUGACUGGGACGUGCUACUGCAACCCUGGCUGGAAAGGAGCCAGAUGUGACCAGGCUGGUGUUAUCAUUGUUGGGACCUUGAACAGCCUGACCAGCACAGCACUGCCCGUGGACUCCUACCAGAUCGGGGUCAUCACGGGCAUCAUUGUGCUGGUGCUGCUGGUGCUCUUCCUCCUGCUCCUCUUCAUCAUCUACCGCAAGAAGCAAAAGGGCAAGGAGCCCACCAUGCCCGCUGUCACGUACACCCCUGCCAUGCGGGUCAACGCCGACUACGCCAUCGCAGAGACAAUUCCACAGACCACUGAGGGACACCCCAACAGCAACUACUUCUCCAACCCCAGCUACCACACACUCACUCAGUGCACCAGUCCUCCCCACGUCAACAACCUGCCAUAUGGCAAGGCAAAGAACAACCAGCUGAUGGUGAACCUGAAGAACAUGGACCACAGAAAGAGGCCUCCCCUGAUGGACCACACAGGAACUCUGCCUGCUGACUGGAAACAGGGAGGAUGCUUCAACGAGCUGGGAGCAUAUGGAGUUGACAGACGCUACAUGGGGAAGUCUUUAAGAGACUUGGUGAAGGGCCUGCCCUACCACGCCAGCACCAGCUCCCUCAACAGCUCAGAGAACCCCUACGCCACCAUCAAGGACCCACCGCUACUGAUGCCCAAGAACACAGAGUGUGGCUAUGUGGAGAUGAAGUCACCUGCUAGGCGCGACUCGCCCUAUGCAGAGAUCCACAACUCCAGCCCCACCAACAAGAACGUCUAUGAAGUUGAGCCUACAGUCAAUGCCAUACACUUACCAAGCAAUAACAACUGCAACGGACCCUUUACCCAGGAUCCAUACGACCUACCAAAGAACAGCCACGUCCCUAGUCACUACGACGUCCUGCCCACACGAGAUAGCCCGCCAUCACCGCACAAAGAACUGGACAGUGACUGAGUUGAGCUCUAAGUGACUUUCUAGAGACCAUAAGCCUGUUUCCAGGGGCUCAACCAAACAGUGGCCUUCACACGCUGGCAUACUGUGUGCUCAUUCUCUUCAUAUCCUCCAGUGGUUCAUAUAUCCAUCACUUAUAUGCAUUUUUUGUUUUGUUUUUGUUUCUUUAAUUUUUACAAUUUUUAUUUUUUUUUAUCCUCACUAUAAUCAUUCUUACGCACGCUUUUCUCUGAAAGAAACUGAAUAUGGUUAUUCAGUGCCUGGAUUCACGCACACAUAUUAUUCAUUGCUGUUGUCCUCCCUUUAAAGAUUGCUCUGCAUUGGCGAGGUGCACAACCUGGAAUAUCAGCAGUCAUUUUAAUAACUUUCUGAUUAAUCAGAUCAACAAAAAACAAUCCUGAUGACUUACAGUCAACGAAUCAUUCCAUCCACUAGUGACAUAUCACUUGCCUUUAUUCUUAAAUAUAGAAUGAGAAUACAAAGCAAACCUCAUUUUAUUUUUGUAAUGAUGAAUGAAAAUGUUCUCAGAAUAAGCUGAAUGUGAGUGUGUUUGAAAUGGUAGAAUUUGUGUUUUUAGUUUAGCGUGGGUAUAGUACUGUAUGUCAACACUUCUGGAAUUGUUAUUACUCUUUCUUUAAUUGUUUUUUGACAGUUUUUUUGUCUUAGUCUGCUUGAUCAGUACUAAACUUAACCAAAAGUCAAAGUGCCAUAAUAAUUAUUUCUUCUCCUGCUAAAUGGUUGUUAGUUGGCACAUGUUGAGGCAAUCAAUUUAGGUCAUCAGCUCAUUUCAAAAUCACACCAUGGAAAAUCCUCUUCAACAAAAUCUGGCAAAUGGCAUCAUUUUACUCGAUAAAAAUGCCUUCCGGAUAGUAAUUUCUUUUUUGAAAAUGGAAUUGGCCGUAACAGGAAGUUUUCAACAUUUUAAAGUAAUCAUAAAGUUUCAAGUAAUCAUUUUGGUAUGACAAUUCUCUCUUCACACUCCAUGCUCAAUAUUUAAUUAUUUUACAGUUUAUGAAGAACAUAAAGUUAAUGGCUUUAGAUUGAGUUUCAUCUACACAGAGAUGUUGGUCUCAUGUCCAACAUAACCAAGUCUUAUGUUCUGUGUGGUGAAGCCAGAAGAAUGUUCUACUCUCAACUUUGUCCUUAGAGAAAAACUAAUUAUUUUAGUAUGUAGAAACUAUGCUUAAGCUGGCCUUUUGCAUUCUAAUGUAAAGAACAUCAACAAAAGGGAGAGUUGACCAAUCUUAGAUCUUAGAGUAGGUUUGUGAAGUCUCCCCUGUUUUUUUAUUAUUUCCAUGUUAAUAGCAAACCAGCUAGUCACAUCAAGUUUUAGUUUUCCUAUUAGAAUGGAUACAUCUUGAACUUGUCUGAGCCAGGAGUGAAAUUUGUUUGUACAAAAUGUGUACAUAGCUGUAAUUCAGUGUAGAGGGGGAAUACAACAUUUGCAUGGUGUUAGUGUGUACAGUGCACAUAACACCCUACCUUACUUUGUAUAUUACUAAAGCAGAAGUACUGUAGCCUAUUUGGAUAAUAUCACAUCUGGUGUCUAGGCCAUUCAUAAAAAAGCUCUUCUGAGUCUAAAUCCACAAUUGUUUGAACAGUGUUUAUCCACAUUGACCUGUGACUGUUUUUAGUUGUAUACCAUUGUGUACGAACAUGUCCAUUCAAGUCUGAUCACAUUUUACUUAUGCCUUUUCUAUAUUAUGUCAAUUGAUACAUGGGUACAUUUUGCCAGUCAGAUAAUUGAAAAAGAUCGACUAUCAGGACAACUGAGUUUUUCAUCAGUUGUGCUGGUCAGUGUGUAUGUACGUGUAUAUAGUAUAUUCAGCUUUGUUUGUUUUGUUCUUUUCUCUUAAUCUGUUUCUUCAGUUCAAUUUUAUUUUGUCAGAGAACUCACUGAAAUUGCACAUUUUUUUUAUGUUUCCCUCCCCAAAGAAAGUCUGGAUAGCGAUGUUUGUCUUCCAGUAGCUUAUGUGUAUGUGCAAUUUGCUUUACAAUAAAAUGACAAAGAUGGUG
Messenger RNA from Alosa alosa (allis shad), 6738 nucleotides. It is a transcript of the gene megf10, whose product is annotated as multiple EGF-like-domains 10. The coding region runs from base 1345 to 4725 and encodes 1126 amino acids. The transcript is spliced from 25 exons. The record is from RefSeq and is a predicted model, not a curated record. NCBI's taxonomy places the organism in Eukaryota, Metazoa, Chordata, Actinopteri, Clupeiformes, Clupeidae. Gene Ontology annotation, molecular function: scavenger receptor activity; protein binding.